Molecule: messenger RNA, 825 nt
Organism: Dryobates pubescens (Downy woodpecker)
Lineage: Eukaryota; Metazoa; Chordata; Aves; Piciformes; Picidae
Gene: BCL2L14
Product: BCL2 like 14
Exons: 6
Coding region: 1-825 (274 amino acids)
Biological process (GO): regulation of apoptotic process
Source: RefSeq, a predicted model, not a curated record
AUGUCUUUGCCAAAUGAUGUCAGGACAGAAGGCAUACUCCUGGAAGAUGAUGAGCGAGACAGCAUAGAGUACAAGAUCCUCAUGGCCUACGCCCGGCGGCGGCUGCCUGCCAGCAAAUACUGGAAACUCUUGAAAAAUGAAGCUAAUGUGCAGAAAUCAUCAUCCUUAGCUGGGAGAGGAGUAACAAGCAACCACCAAAGGGAUAAAGAUGAACCACUCUACCGAUUCCCAACAAGGAGGGCAGGUGGCCAGAUCUUCAGUAGUACUUCCACGCACAGGAUUCAUGCUUGUGAACCAGCAGACGUGGGUCACAUUGCAGACAAACUCGCCAAGCUUGUUACUGUUGCCCCCAGAUCCUGGCAAUUUCCUGUGGCCGAGUACCAAGGUGCACCUCUGCAGGAAGACAAAGGUGAAUCUACUGCUGGAAGUGAGGCUAAGAAACACAAUGAAGUUCUAAUACGAUCAAUAGUUUCACUGUUAAGACAAAAAGGGGACCAGCUGGAAGAAGAGAUGAAAAGAAAUGGAGGUUUCUAUCAGUGUUUUCAAGACACACUGUCCUACAACUUCUUCAAGAAGAUCACUGAUCGGUUCCUGAGAGUUGUCCCAGCAAAUUCACCAGGAGUAACAGCAGGCCAAGCGCAGCGCUUGAGAAUUGCCUAUACAAUGGAAGUUGCCACCAGAUUGAAUGCUGUUGACAACCAUCCCAUGAACCUGGUCUUGGGCUUUGGAUCAAAGUACCUCAGAGAACACUUCAAGCCGUGGAUUCAGGACCAGGGUGGCUGGGAGAAGGCUGUGAUUUCACUGGAUGAGGAAGAAGUGGAGUAA